UUGUCUCACUCUAGCUGUUGAAACCCAAGGGCGGGAGAUGCGGCCGGGUGGCCGCGGUGGUCAAGAGCGGGCAGGGACCGCGGGGAAAGGAGCGCGGCGCCUUUAAAGGAAGAGGCGAGGAACCCCCGCCAGGAGGCGUGUCUGUCUCCGCAGCCGCCGCUGCUGCUCCACGGUCACCGUCUUCGCCGCCGCCGUCACUCGCGCUCUGCGCCGGCGGCUGCGCUGCUUGGUCUGGGAGCGGGGGACUUUCCGCCCGACCUCCUCGGGCUGCUCCUCCCCGAGGACCACCCCACCCCCUCCCCGCCCACCUCACCCUCAGUGCCAGGCUCGCGGGGCCGGACAUUGUGGGUGUGCGUGCUGGAUUUCUCCCGGAUGCUCUCCGACUAACAUGGAUGUCCCACCAUCCCUUGCAGUGGAAGAUUGCUCCUUGGCGCAGUGAGUGAGGAACAUGCAGCGAUUGCUAAUGGGUUUGGGAAGCGGAGACUCCUUCCUCUCUCUGUGACCAUGCCGUGAUCGUGUCUGCGGCCACCACUCGACGCAUCCUCAUUUCUGCCCGAACCGGGAGUCUAACGUUAGAUCGGGGAAGUGGGUGCCGCGCGUGUGGGCACAGAAACACCAUGAAGAUUAUUUCUCCGAUUCUAAGUAAUCCAGUCUUCAGGAGCACCAUUAAACUCCUGCUCUGUUUACUGUGGAUUGGAUAUUCUCAAGGAACCACACAUGUAUUAAGAUUUGGUGGUAUUUUUGAAUAUGUGGAAUCUGGCCCAAUGGGAGCUGAGGAACUUGCAUUCAGAUUUGCUGUGAACACAAUCAACAGAAACAGAACCUUGUUGCCCAAUACUACCCUCACCUAUGACACCCAGAAGAUAAACCUCUAUGACAGUUUUGAAGCAUCCAAGAAAGCCUGUGAUCAGCUGUCUCUCGGGGUGGCUGCCAUCUUCGGGCCUUCACACAGCUCGUCAGCAAACGCAGUGCAGUCCAUCUGCAAUGCUCUGGGGGUCCCCCACAUACAGACCCGCUGGAAGCACCAGGUGUCAGACAACAAAGAUUCCUUCUAUGUCAGUCUCUACCCAGACUUCUCUUCACUCAGCCGCGCCAUUUUAGACCUGGUGCAGUUUUUCAAGUGGAAAACCGUCACAGUUGUAUAUGAUGACAGCACUGGAUCAGCUAGUUUGAACUAUGAAUUAGACAAAGGAUAG
Messenger RNA from Propithecus coquereli (Coquerel's sifaka), 1196 nucleotides. RefSeq names its product glutamate receptor ionotropic, kainate 2-like. Lineage: Eukaryota; Metazoa; Chordata; Mammalia; Primates; Indriidae. Gene Ontology annotation, cellular component: membrane. The transcript is spliced from 5 exons. Bases 618 to 1196 code for a protein of 192 amino acids. Gene Ontology annotation, biological process: G protein-coupled receptor signaling pathway. The record is from RefSeq and is a predicted model, not a curated record. Gene Ontology annotation, molecular function: G protein-coupled receptor activity.